Messenger RNA from Trichosurus vulpecula (common brushtail), 6113 nucleotides. It is a transcript of the gene KCNS2, whose product is annotated as potassium voltage-gated channel modifier subfamily S member 2. The record is from RefSeq and is a predicted model, not a curated record. Gene Ontology annotation, molecular function: protein binding; voltage-gated potassium channel activity. The transcript has 2 exons. Gene Ontology annotation, biological process: potassium ion transmembrane transport; protein homooligomerization; regulation of delayed rectifier potassium channel activity. Gene Ontology annotation, cellular component: voltage-gated potassium channel complex; membrane. NCBI's taxonomy places the organism in Eukaryota, Metazoa, Chordata, Mammalia, Diprotodontia, Phalangeridae. Bases 715 to 2148 code for a protein of 477 amino acids.
UCACGGUAGACUGGAGCGGACUCCUUUGCGGGAAGAGAGUCAGUUGAGCGCUGAGGUGGGGGCAUAGGCGGUGGUCGCCAUGACGCCUAAGCUGAGUGCAGGAGACGCGGCUGUAGCAGCGGGCUGCGGCAGCAGCAACAACAGCAGAAGAGGCUGCUGGAAGGGUCUACCGGGAUCCGGGAGCUGUCCCUUCAGCACCACCCGCCUAGCCAGGCCUUGCCCUCAGACUCCUCCAGCCCCAGGAGAUGGGAUCUUCUAAUCUCCCGCUGCAGCCCACACCCACAGAGGCUGACUGACUGAGCGGGCAGCUCCAGCCCCCACAGAGGGAGCGGCUGUUCCUGCGGGGAGAGAGAGAGGUGGGUCUGAGGUCGGGGGUGAUUCCCCAACAGCCAAGGCCAGGGAGCAACCUGUCAACCCUGGGCACGGACAGCUGGCAGUUCUCUGAUCACCCAAGCCUGGAAGACAAGCAGGAGACAUCGCCCUGGAUCCCGCCUGCCAGACACACAAUCAUACACACACACACGAACACACACACACACACACACACACACACAGAGACACGCGCGCACACACACGAACAUCCAGUGGGCAGCAUCAGCAACAGCAGGAGCAGCAAUGCUGAGAAGGUGGUCUAGGAAGUUUCGCACUUGGAUCUUCAGAAGAUUCCCGAGACUGCAGGUGUAGCUCCCCGCCAGAGUCCCGGGUUUCCCCAAGAUGACGGGCCAGAGCCUGUCGGAUUUGUCCGAAGCCAACUUCGAGGAUAGCGAGAUCAGCGUCAACGUUGGGGGUUUCAAGAAGAAGCUGCGCUCGCACACGCUGUUGCGCUUCCCGGAGACCCGGUUGGGCCGCCUCCUGCACUGCCGCUCCAAGGAGUCCAUCCUUGAGUUGUGUGAUGACUAUGACGACGCGCAGAACGAGUUCUACUUUGACCGGAACCCGGAGCUCUUUCCCUACGUCCUACAUUUCUAUAACACAGGCAAACUACACGUGAUGGGAGAGCUCUGCGUUUUUUCCUUCAGCCAAGAGAUAGAGUACUGGGGGAUCAAUGAGUUCUUCAUCGACUCUUGCUGCAGCUACAGCUAUCACGGAAGGAAGAUGGAGCCUGAUCAAGAGAAGUGGGAUGAGCAAAGCGACCAGGAGAGCACCACCUCCUCCUUUGAUGAGAUCUUGGCCUUCUACAACGAUGCGUCCAAGUUUGAUGGGCAGCCCUUGGGCAACCUCCGAAGGCAGCUAUGGUUGGCCCUGGAUAACCCAGGCUAUUCCAUUCUGAGCAGGGUAUUCAGCAUUCUUUCCAUCAUGGUGGUACUAGGUUCCAUUGUCACCAUGUGCCUCAACAGCCUUCCUGACUUUCUGAUCCCUGACAGCCAAGGCAACCCAGAGGAAGACCCCAGAUUUGAAAUUGUGGAACACUUUGGGAUUGCCUGGUUCACCUUUGAGCUAGUGGCCAGGUUUGCUGUGGCCCCGGAGUUCUUCAAAUUUUUUAAGAAUGCACUGAACUUGAUUGAUCUUAUGUCCAUCAUCCCCUUCUACAUCACCCUGGUGGUCAAUCUGGUGGUGGAGAGCUCUCCCACCUUGGCCAAUUUAGGCAGAGUAGCUCAAGUCCUCAGGCUCAUGAGGAUUUUCCGCAUCCUAAAAUUGGCCAGACAUUCCACUGGCCUUCGGUCUCUAGGGGCAACCUUGAAAUAUAGCUAUAAAGAGGUGGGGCUCCUCUUGCUUUAUCUUUCAGUGGGCAUAUCAAUAUUCUCUGUAGUGGCAUACACCAUUGAGAAAGAAGAAAAUGAAGGUCUGGCCACAAUACCUGCUUGCUGGUGGUGGGCAACUGUGAGCAUGACAACUGUGGGCUAUGGUGAUGUUGUUCCAGGGACCACAGCUGGGAAGCUGACUGCCUCAGCUUGUAUCCUUGCUGGCAUUCUUGUGGUGGUGCUUCCAAUAACUUUGAUCUUCAAUAAAUUUUCACACUUUUAUAGGCGACAAAAGCAACUUGAAAGUGCCAUGCGCAGCUGCGAUUUUGGAGACGGAAUGAAGGAGGUUCCUUCAGUCAACCUAAGGGACUACUAUGCCCACAAAGUUAAGUCACUGAUGGCAAGUCUUACCAACAUGAGCAGGAGCUCACCAAGUGAACUAAGCUUAAAUGAUUCCCUACAUUAGCCUGAAGGUGUGGCUCCAUCAUAAUCAUCAACACCAUACUGCUGGUUGAGCUGCCUUUUGUGCUCCUGGCAUGGCUCCAGGCUCCAUAGGGUUGCAAAGUAAGGAGAAGACAGAGUCCUUCAGUACCUUACCAUUCUAAAUAGAAGGAGAUGCCUGACCAGGGUACACCCACAAUUGCUUCCACAGCAUGUAGAAUCCUUGAUAUGGGGUGGAGUGAUUAACACUAUACCAACUUUGCAUUGAGAAAAAUGCUAAACUUUGUGCCUGAUGAGUAUCCUGAAUGCCAGUUUUUCUAUACAAAUCACUCAUCAUGUAUCCAUCCCUGGUGUUCCUGGUGCAGUGCUUUCAGUUUGCACUUUUGUUUCCAAGUUACCAUGUGAGGACUGGAGAAAAAGUGUGUCUCUCCAGUGGGAGCACUUGUGAAGUCAGCAAUGAAAAACUCAGAUUCAACUCACAAGAAUGUGAAAAAAAAAUCUCAGUCAUGCAUUCACGUCUCAAUUUGCUUCAAUGCUCAAAACAGAAAAUGUGAAAUUAAGCACAUAUCACCAAUGCAACUUUCUGUUUUUCUUAGAACUUAACCUAUAGUUCUGUGGCUUGCAUGGGUGCAUAUCAUAAUACUGUUAUUUAUGCAAAUAUUACCUCCUUGGAAAUUUAAUUUACUCAGUUUACACAUGCAGUGAAAACUGAUUCUAGUUCAAGAGCAAAAGCAUUGGGAAGUUAGUGCUGGUCUAAAAUCAGGCAUGAACCUGACCCUUAGGAAGCUCUCUAGGCUUCUUGGUGUGGGAAAUAGGAGUAGUGAGUUUCUCAAUACUGGAGGAUUGCAAAUGGAGUGGGCAUGCUCUAGAGGGAUUUCUGCCUCAGGAAUGGGUUGAGCAGGAUUAUCUCUAGGAUUUCUUCCAACUCUGAGAGUUUCUUAUUCUUUAUUGGGAGUCACAUUCAUGAAGAAGGCACCCUGCUUCCCUGAAAGUCUUUCCAAUGGGGAUUUUACCUUAAGCCCAGUAUGCAUAGGCCUGGGAUGAAAAUAUUUUUUUUUCAAGCUGUAUUUCAUGUUCUAAAGAAUUCUACCAAAUUCUGCUGGGUCAUAGAAAUUAGCAACUUUUUUCACUUGUCAUUUUUAAAUGAGUAUGGAUUAGGUUAUUCUGCCUCUUUCAAUCACUAAGAGGUUUAUUUUACUAUUUAAUGAAAGUAAAUAUUUCAUAUUUGAUAUGAAAGGCAGUAGCUUGAAAACUGUCUUUUAGUAUCCUCCUCUGAAAUCUCAUUAAAAAUGAGCGCAUGUUUAUUUCUGAGCAAAAUUUACUCUAGUAAUUUUGCUUCUAGGAUACAUAAUGUUUUAUAUGAUGCUACAUUUACCUUGUAAGGGGCUUCCUUCUUUGAAAUGGGGAACUCAUGGAACAUAAGCAUGUACUCAGAACACAGAUGAUAUGUGCAUGGAGUAGAUUGCAGGGAAAUAUUAUAUAUAUUUUGAAUUAACUGUCUUCCUCCUGGGAACAAUGUAGGGUUGGGAUGGGGAAGGGAGAGAAAUGGGAAAAUUGAAAAGGAAAUGGUAUAAAAUAUCACGACUAGUCACAAACUUUUAAAAAGUUUAAUGCUGCAUUAAGUACCUUGAAACUUCUAAGCAUGUUAAAAAAAAGGUUAAAGGGAUGCAUCUAUCCUAUUUCCUUUGGUUCUCAGAAUCUCCUUCUUGCUCUUUGCUCCCUGAUUACAGGAGUCCUGAGCUAUCACAUAAAAAUGUGGGUGGAAUCUUGAGCCCCUUUGUAUAACUGCUCUGUAUCCAUCAUAGUAUACGUUGUGUAUUGUUUCCAAAUCGACUUCUAUUUUAUGUCUUUGAAAAGAUUGUAGAGGCAAGUGGCCUAAGCAUGGAGUUAGCUAGGAUUUUUGUUAAGGCUCAAAUCCUUUCUUUUUAUGUGGCUCUUACCUAAGUUACUGAAUUUUGUGCAUCUUGAUUUCCUUACUUACUAGUUGACUGUUAUCUAUUUUGAAGGCUUGACUUGUAUUGAUGGACUAGAUGGGGUCCAUACUAACCUCAUAGGGGUGCUGUGAGGAACCUUUAGUAUUUGAAAAGUAUCCACAAGAUAUUUGAGUGCUGAGUUACUGCUAUUAUUAAGAGGACUUUGGCUUGAGUGAUUCUCUGAAUGCAUUAGGCACUUCUGAUUGUAGAUGUUGGUUCAAAUCCUCUCAUCUUGAUGGAGAUCCUUAGUAGGAUACCUCCCAAUAUCUAAUGGACAGUCUCUCUCCCUCCUCCCCUUUCCCUUCCUCUCUCCCUUCCUCCUCUUCCUCCUCCUCUCUUCUGUCUUUCACACACACUCACACAAAUAUGAAAACUGAAAAGACUGAGAAGCAACAGACUGAGAAGUUCAGGGCUGUUCCACAGAUUUUUGCAGGCAAAAUACCUGACUUUCACCAAUAUUUUCAGAGAUGGAAAGCCAAAACUUUACAAAAUCACCUCCUGAUUGUUUUGGAGGCAGGUGAUGUCAGUUGAUUUAUCAGGUAUGCUCAAGAAUGUUUUCACUUGCUAAAACUGAUUUUAUUGGGUCCCAUACUGGGCAUGUUAUAAGGUGGCUAUUAAUUCCUUAAUAGAGGCUUAUUUGCAGGGAGACAGGACAGUACUCAAUUACUCUCGAUAAAAUUUUUUUCUAAACAGUAUUUCAUCAUAAAUGAUGAGGUGUUUCUGACAGUUGUAUCCAUUUUACUUAAGUCAGCUGGAAGGUUCACAAUUCAUUGUGGAAACAACUUGCAUUUAUAUGGUGCCUUUCACCUGGGGGAAAUACCAAAGUGCUUUAGAAACUGUUUUUAACCUCUCUUGUAUAUAUAGAGUCAUGUAGAAAAGGACCUUGCUCCUUCCUGAAGCAGUGGUAAAUCUAGGACUACCCAUUUAAUAGACUAAAAUAAGUCUUACAAGCGGCAGGUUCAGAGGGUAGGGAAGACUAACCUAUGUGGCUUCAACAACAGACUUCAUUUUAAAGAGUUACGUGACAAAUAAUCUAAAUUGAUCUGGGACCCAGGGAAAAAAUGUUCUUCCUCUGAAACAGCACCAUCAAAUCACUAAUGUCAAAAUGUAGUCCAGACUUGGGCUUCUCAAUUCACCUACAAAAUAGCAUUUGAGGUAGAAAUCAUCUCCUCUAGUUACUAGAGUUUGGUUACAUUUCAAACUAGAAAGGAAGAAAUUCAUUAGGACUAUUUUCUGUUUCACUUCUAUAAAGAGUGCUAGCACAAGGUGUUCCCUUUAGCCACUGGCCCUACCAAUCUGACCCACAAACCUGGUUUUUAAUUGCCUUUAAAAAUAUUUUAGCUAGAGAAAGAGCUUGAUUCCCAAGGCUAUUGAUUGAUGGGUGCUUUGUGGACAAAAAAAGGUUUUCUUUGGGAUGACAAACCUUUAAGUUGCUUGAAAGUCAGUUUUGGAGAAAAUAUAGGGGCCCAUUUAAAAAAAAUUAUUAUUACACAGUACAUGAUGGGGGCUUUAAAAGUUUUAGAUUGGGAAAAUAUCACUAUUCUGCCUGAGCAAAUUAUUUGGUUAAUGUGGAUUAUAUGGUUAUAAGUGUGAGUUUUUCUUUUAAAAAAAAUCAGCAAAAAUAAAACCCAACAAUAACAUCCCCAAGUUUCAUGGGUUUGCCACAAGGCAGAGGGAUGUUAUAAUGUCAAAUUCUAGAAGGUCUGAUGCCCAGAAGGUGGUAAUUGGUACUUAAUACUUGGAUUUAUUUCUACUUGUCUUAUUACUCAAAUAAUUUAGCCACCUGCUAAUUCUCUUCUCAUUUAAAAAAUUAUUUGUAUGCACUUGGGUUAGUGAUUAUCUGUGCUGACUGUUAUCUAUUUUGAAGGCUCAACUUGUAUUUCUUGUGUGUUUUUACCAGCAUGACCUGUUACAGAGUUGUAAUUUUAAAAAUUGAGAAUGUUGUAUUUAUGAUGUCAGUGUUAACACUCAUUUACUGAGACUUCAAGUGAACUAUUAUGUCUGAUUGCUACACUUU